This is a messenger RNA of Closterium sp. Yama58-4, 2088 nucleotides long. The record is from the annotation of a GenBank genome assembly. Lineage: Eukaryota; Viridiplantae; Streptophyta; Zygnematophyceae; Desmidiales; Closteriaceae.
AUGGGCUCAUCUAGUAACCAUCACCAUCCAGAGGAGCAUUCUCCGUCAUCUCUCGUCGAAUCCACCGAUCUAGCUGAAACGAUGAGUGGUCCAACUAGAGCCGUGGGAGGAGGUUUUCCCAGUAAAGCUGACGGCGAAACUCCCAGGAAUCUUGAAAAAGCCGGUGAAUCUACUUCUCCUCCCGGCUCUGCUGAACGGCCGGAAGUAUCAGGCGAUGUCGGGAAUGAGCUGAACGAGACGGUUGCCAGUCAAGCAGACGGCGAGGUUGCCGGUCAGUCAGGAAGUGAAGACGGAAGCCGUCGCCGAACUCCGUUUACGGAGAAUAGCCAGUUGGAGGCCGACUUGGCUCUCGCUCGUGCGAUUCAGGAACAGGAGUGUGCUUUUAUGAUGCUUUACCACCAGCAAGCAUUAGCAGCAGCGUCGGCGUCAGCCUCCGGCUCUCGCGCUGGUUCUAGAGGCAGCUCCAGACGGCUUCAAGGCCGUCAAGACCGUCAAGACCGUCAGGACCGUCAGACAGGCUCGUCGGUAGAUAAUCCCAUUGUGCUGCUGAGCGAGGGAGAGGAGCUCGAAGCAGACGAUCCCGAUGACGAGGAGGAAUUCGCGGAUGCGGACGACGAUGAGUACGGCGAAUGGGAGGAAGCCAGCGAAGACGAUGGCGAAACGGGCGAAGACGGCGAAAUGGGUGAAACUGGCGAAAGAGGAGGCGAGGCUGCGAACGAAGUCUGUCGCGAGUCGAGUAGCGCCAGAAGUACGUCGCUGCAGCGACAGCUGUUUCAGAACGGCGGCAGCGAAGCCGAGACCUCUGGGAACCCGUCAGGUGUCCUCAGGGGAGAAGCAGCGCGGCAGGGAGCUGGGGAAGGAGAGGAAGGGAGUGCAGGAGGGGAGGCAGGGGAGGGAGGGGAAGGAGCGUACGAGGACGACGAAGCGUUUGCUCGUGCGUUGCAGGAGGAGGAAGAGCGCGAGAUGGCGCGCAGGCUGUUCGCCAUGGCUGGGCUGCAACUGAGCGAUGGUCGAGGGUCUAGCUCGAGGAGAAGAGCGGAGAUGUUAGCAGCAGCGCAUGGCGUCGCGUGGCCUUUCGGCGAGGGAGAGGGCGAUGAAGAGUCGGAGGAGGAGGAUUCAGAGGAGGAGGAUGGGCAGGACGAGGAUGCACUGGACGUGGACGAGAUGACGUACGAGGAACUGACUGCUCUGGGAGAGGUGAUUGGAACAGAGAGCAAGGGGCUGGCACAAGCAACCAUCAACGCACUGCCACGUGUCGCAUACAGCACCAAGAGCCCUCUGAGGCGAGGCGAGGACAUGUGUGCCAUUUGCCAACUGGAAUAUGAAGAAGGGGAGGAGUUGCUGCUGCUGCCACCAUGCCACCAUUCAUAUCACGAGGCCUGUGUCCUCCAAUGGCUGGGGCGGAACAAGGUUUGUCCUGUCUGCAAGGAGGAGUCGGCGCGCAGGCAAGAGGAGCCGGAUCACGCGGCGGCCAUGCAACAUGAUGACGUCAUCUGGGGCCUUGUCGGGAAGGGUCCCUGCAGUUACCGAGUCAAGCAGCAAACGGACACGUUCUGCAGACACCCGUUCAACCUGAACGCCAUCUGCAAACGUGGCGUGUGCCCAUUGGCCAACAGCCGCUACGCUACAGUGCGCGAACACGACGGCGAGCUGUUUCUCUACAUGAAGACCAUUGAGAGAGCACACAUGCCCAACAAAUUGUGGGAGCGCGUGAAGCUUCCAAGAAACUACACCAAGGCACUGGAAGCCGUGGAUAAGUUUCUGCAAUGGUGGCCGCCCCGCAUGGUCUCGCUGGUGAAGCUCCGGUUGACUCGGUUGACUCAGUACCUCAUCCGCAUGCGCCGACUGGCUGUGAAGAUACAGCCCAAGCUGGUGACGAUGCCGACAAAAAUGAGAAAGAGGGAUGAGAAGAGGGAGGCCAAGGCAGAAACGGCCGCCAAGAUUGACAGAGCGAUUGAGAAGGAACUGCUGCAGCGGCUACAGAGCGGAACAGGGAAGGGGGCUGCUGCAGGCAAAGCCGGAAGGAGAAGACACAUCGAGCUGGAAUACGAGGAGGAGCGGGAGCAGGCACAUGCAUACAACUUCUGA